CUUGACCUAACAGCCUACAACCCUCGUUGACAUCUACGAAAUUCAGAACCUAGCAGGGAGUUUCCUGCGUGAAGGUUUCCAGUGGCCAUGAUUCCCAGGAUGGAGGAGGUUGAAGCGCUUAGGAACAGGAUAUCCAUGCUACAGGAGCAGAAGGAGGCAUGUCUACGCCAGGCCGAAGCCAUCUCCUCCCAGAUCCACGCAGGCCAACGACGGCUCGCCAUCCUCCACAAUGCCACAGCCCCAGUCGCCCGACUACCACACGACCUCCUCGCCCUCGUGUUCAACCUCGUUUGUGCCCCCAACCCUUCCGCAAUCCACAAGCAGCCAGAGGUCCUGUUAUCCCAUGUGUGUGCAGCGUGGCGCCAUGCCGCUCUCUCCACCCCUUCACUGUGGACCACGAUCCGCUUCCCCGUCACAAUACGACGGCGAGACACCCUACAGGCUUACCUGGACCGUGCCAAUGGCGCCCUGCUCCAUCUCCACCUAGGGCCGUAUCCGCAUGAGCCGACGCUGCGGACCUUCUACCAGAACAUACGAGACAUGGUGAUGCCACACCUAACGCACACCCGUACGCUCGUGCUGUCGGGUGUGAACGUCGACCAUCUGGCCAGCUUAUUACUGAUCGCGAAUAAUUACGACAUGCCACUGCUCACCUGUCUCUCACUUUCCGUAUCGAGCUCUGCCACAAAUCAUGUCAAUUUCAUCCCCGUCCUCCCUCGAGGUGCGCCACAUCUCGUAGAUAUCCGCGCGGAUACGAUCCCGUUUGUUUUUCCAAAUCCUCCCCCUGCGUUGCGCACUCUGCAGCUCCGCGCCAAUUCCUCACUUCGUCCAGUCCCCCUCUUGAAUUUCCAUGCUACUUUGAGCGCAUGUGCGAACUCGCUCACCACACUCAUUGUCGCCGGAACCGUAGCGCCUACCUCAGCUGCUCUGCCAGACAGCGCCGUCAAUCUACCAUCACUCACCAAGUUGGAAGUGCACGCACCCGCAGCUUUAUCGGUCCUCCGAUUCCUUCGGACGCCUGCUCUUGAGACUCUCGUUCUCGUCAAGUUCAAGAGUCUGCCUACGGCAACCUCGGCAGCUAGUUCGCAGCCCGGACUAUGGUCCCCGACGUUCGCAGCAAUGACCCCGACUACUCCCACCUUCCCUUCGUUGCGCACGCCGGCUGUGAGCCCCGGAGCUUUGACAGGGGUGGGGUCAGGUGUGCAGGCUGGGUGGCCAAACCUGCGUACCCUGAGGUGUGUCCGGUGCAUAUUCGAUGCGGCGUCCAUGGACGUGUAUGCAUUGCGUGCGAUGGCGGGACUGAAAGAGGUUUCGCUGUCUUACGACCCACAUGCCUUAGCUCCGAGACAAGGACAUGGCAUGAUCGGUGCUAUGGGAGGAGGUGCAUCUCCCAAUGCCUACGUCGGCCAUUCGGCGCUGCUUCGGCUGCUCUUGAAUGCGGACAAGCAGGCGCUGUUCAUGGGCUCAACGCCUCUCCUUCCUGACCUUGAGCGCCUUGUGCUCGUUGACACCCGGCAUUUGAAUUAUCCGAGCUCUUCAUUCAACGGCCCCGUCGCGGCAGGCAUGGACAUCGACGACAACGACUUUGAUGACGAUGAAGACGACGAGGAAGACGAGGACGGUGGCAGGAACGGCGUACACGGCGCCGAAAGCAUUCUCAGCCAGGAUAUCCGGCUGCUCGCCUCGUUCUCCCUGCACCGGAUAGCACUGGGGCGGCCCUUAUCCCGCGUACGCUUCGAAGGCCCGCGUGCACGCCAGCUCGAACGCAAGUUCGAGCGAGCGGUGUGGCGGGCCGUGGUCGAUGGCGAGGUGGGCGCCGGUGCGGAAGGCUUAUCCCCGUUUGGACCCGCCGCCGCCUCUGGCGUCUCUGCUGCUGCCAGCGGUGGCACUGGCAGCGAGGACGAGGGGCUCGGCUGGCGGGUGCCCACGGAGGUCGAUACCUCCGUGCGCCCGUUUUCCACUCGCGCGAACGUGGAUGGGCCUGCAGAAGGUGUCGAGGGACCCGACUGGGCCGAUGUUGCAGACGCGUACACUGCGAAGUUCACAGAGUUUACGUUCCGCAUGAUGCAGCAGCGUAAGCAGCAGCAGCAGGCAAGCGGGCAAGCGCCUGCGGCGGGUUGAGUGGGAGGUGAUAGCGGCGAGAUGAUAGUUCGAUGCUUUGCCGAUAUGAGUGUCUGCGGAAUGAUUUAGACUUUUGUAUGUAUGUAUGCGUGUUCCGCACUUGCGUUGUUUACCCUGUUUUCGUUGGCCUGCUGCUUAUCUUGCUAUCAUUUAUGUCCGUUACGUUACGUGUCAUAGACUGAGGAUCCGGUUCCGCUGAGAGGAAAUUGGGGUUGUGUACCACAAUCGUCGCCAUUAUCGUUUGUAUACUAC
Molecule: messenger RNA, 2373 nt
Organism: Coniophora puteana RWD-64-598 SS2
Lineage: Eukaryota; Fungi; Basidiomycota; Agaricomycetes; Boletales; Coniophoraceae
Exons: 1
Coding region: 88-2121 (677 amino acids)
Source: RefSeq, a predicted model, not a curated record